CUGGGGCCGGGCGCCUUCCGGGGCCCCUGCACUGUGCGGGUGCGCGGUGCGGUUCCGAGGUGCGUGUCCCGGGUCCCUUUGUUGACAAUUCCCCCCCAACCAACUUGAGUUUGGCCGGCUCGCCCCGGCCCUGACGUCACGCGCGGUCACGUGGCCCCGCCUCCCGCUGGAUCUUUAAGUAGAAAGUAAUCUAUCAGGUCAGCCCUUAAAACGGGACUUUGGACUACGGGGGCUUCGGCGGCCCCGACACCCCCUCUCCGAGCCCGCUCUCCGCGCGCGCCGGGGCCGCAGGCGCGGGGGCCCCAGCGGCACCCAGCGCCCAGGACCCAGCACCCAGCACCGGGACGGCCGGAGUUGGCCAAGUGCGACCGCCCGGGGCCCGGGGCCGCGCCGCCCCAUGUGAGCCAAGCCCGGAGGGGCCCCCCAGCCGCCGACGCCUUUCCUACUCCCGGUACCCCCGAUUUUUUUCCGGGGGCUUCCCCGGCCCCCUUGACCCCCCUACCCCUCCCGGUGCUGGGUGACAACCCCUGAGACGACCACCCUUCGCCCCCACCCACCCAGACACACACACGCGCGCCCGCCCGCCGUCACCCACCCCGCGGAGGGAUGACCCUCUCCGGAGGCGGCAGCGCCAGCGACAUGUCCGGCCAGACGGUGCUGACGGCCGAGGACGUGGACAUCGAUGUGGUGGGCGAGGGCGACGACGGGCUGGAGGACAAGGACAGCGACGGGGGCUGCGACAGCCCCGCGGGGCCGCCGGAGCUGCGCCUGGACGAGGCGGACGAGGCGACGCCGGCGGCCCCGCAGCCUCCGCACCUGCAGCCGCCGGCGCUGCCCAAGGAGGCGGCCGGAGCCGGAGCCGGGCCGGGGGGCGAGGCGGGCGCGGCCGAGGCCGACGGCUGCAAAGGCGGCCUGGGCGGCGACGAGGGCGCGGGGACCGGCGCGGGAACCGGCGCGGCGGCGGCGGGCGGAGGCCUGGCCCCCAGCAAGCCCAAGAACAGCCUGGUGAAGCCGCCCUACUCCUACAUCGCGCUCAUCACCAUGGCCAUCCUGCAGAGCCCCCAGAAGAAGCUGACCCUGAGCGGCAUCUGCGAGUUCAUCAGCAACCGCUUCCCCUACUACCGGGAGAAGUUCCCGGCCUGGCAGAACAGCAUCCGCCACAACCUGUCGCUCAACGACUGCUUCGUCAAGAUCCCCCGCGAGCCGGGCAACCCGGGCAAAGGCAACUACUGGACCCUGGACCCGCAGUCCGAGGACAUGUUCGACAACGGCAGCUUCCUGAGGCGGCGGAAACGUUUCAAGCGCCACCAGCAGGAGCACCUGCGCGAGCAGACGGCGCUCAUGAUGCAGAGCUUCGGCGCCUACAGCCUGGCGGCCGCGGCAGGCGCGGCGGGACCCUACGGCCGCCCCUACGGCCUGCACCCCGCCGCCGCGGCCGGCGCCUACUCGCACCCCGCCGCCGCGGCCGCCGCAGCGGCGGCCGCCGCGCUCCAGUACCCGUACGCGCUGCCGCCCGUGGCCCCGGUGCUGCCGCCCGCCGUGCCGCUGCUGCCCUCGGGCGAACUGGGCCGCAAGGCGGCGGCUUUCGGCUCGCAGCUCGGGCCCGGCCUGCAGCUGCAGCUCAACAGCCUGGGCGCCGCCGCCGCGGCCGCCGCGGGCACCGCGGGCGCCACCCCCCCCGCGUCGCUCAUCAAGUCGGAGCCGAGCGCGCGGCCGUCGUUCAGCAUCGAGAACAUCAUCGGCGGCGGCCCCGCGGCGCCCGGGAGCUCGGCCGCCGGCCCCGGGGGCGCGGGGGUGGCGGCGGGCGGCGGGGGCGGCGCGGGCGGCGCGGCGGCGGCUCCGUCCUUCCUGCGCUCGCCCGGGACCGUGCAGUCGGCGGCGCUCAUGGCCACGCACCAGCCGCUGUCGCUGGGUCGGACGACGGCCACCAUCACGCCCAUCCUGAGCGUGCCGCUGUCGGGACAGUUCCUGCAGCCCGCAGCCUCGGCGGCCGCCGCAGCCGCCGCAGCCGCACAGGCCAAGUGGCCCGCGCAGUAGGGACUCGCGGGCGGCCGGGGGCCGGGGCGCGGGGUUCGGCUGCGGGUCUUCCAGGCUGCGCGCCCGGCCCCGCCCCGCCGCGCCGCGCCGCGCCGCGCCCCAGCCGGGCCCGGCCCGGCCCGGCCGCUCCGCCCAGUCCCGGGCUCUGCCUAGUCUCCGCUU
Erinaceus europaeus (western European hedgehog) is the source of this 2199-nucleotide messenger RNA. RefSeq names its product forkhead box D3 (gene FOXD3). The record is from RefSeq and is a predicted model, not a curated record. Gene Ontology annotation, biological process: anatomical structure morphogenesis; cell differentiation; regulation of transcription by RNA polymerase II. The coding region runs from base 607 to 2037 and encodes 476 amino acids. Gene Ontology annotation, molecular function: RNA polymerase II cis-regulatory region sequence-specific DNA binding; DNA-binding transcription factor activity, RNA polymerase II-specific. NCBI's taxonomy places the organism in Eukaryota, Metazoa, Chordata, Mammalia, Eulipotyphla, Erinaceidae. The transcript has a single exon.